Molecule: messenger RNA, 2446 nt
Organism: Piliocolobus tephrosceles (Ugandan red Colobus)
Lineage: Eukaryota; Metazoa; Chordata; Mammalia; Primates; Cercopithecidae
Gene: ANKRD13D
Product: ankyrin repeat domain 13D
Exons: 8
Coding region: 1393-2298 (301 amino acids)
Cellular component (GO): cytoplasm
Source: RefSeq, a predicted model, not a curated record
UUUAGUAGAGACAGGGUUUCACCAUGUUAGCCAGGAUGGUCUCGAUCUCCUGACCUCGUGAUCUACCCGCCUCAGUCUCCCAAAGUGCUGGGAUUACGGGCGUGAGCCACCAUGCCUGGCCUCUGAGGUUUUCUUAAUAUGGUCUUGAAGAGUGUUCCGUGUGCACGUAAGAAGCGUGUGUGUGGUUGUUAUUGGGUAGAGUGUUUUGACCUGUUUAUAAAGUCUAGCUGUAGUAUUGUUCUUAUCUUCUGGUUCUUUGUUGAUCUUCUAGUUGUUCUAUCCAUUAUUGAAAGUGGAGUACUGGAGUCUCCAAGUGACAUACUUUUAUUUUAGCUUUUUAUUAUGGAAAAUUUUAAGCAUACAUGAAAGAAGAGAUAAUGUACUUACUCAUCACCCAGCUUCAACAUUUAUCACCGUCUUGCCAAUCUUACUGAAUCUGUCCUUCCUUACCUUUUUUAAAAAUUUUUCCUAGAGUAUGUCAAAGCUCAUCCCAGAUGUCCUAAUGUUUCUAGUAAACGCUUCUGCACAAUUCUGAAAGAUAAGGAUGUUUUUAAACCCAGCCCCGACACUAUCAUAACUCACAAGAUUCAUGCUAAUUCCUCAGUUUCUUCUAGUCCCAGGUCCAUGCUCAAGUGUCCAGGCACCCUCUUCAGGGGUCCUCCAUGUUUCACAGUGAGAAGGGACCCUCAGAGUUGGGCACCCCAGGCAGGCUGAUUGGAGGGGGCUUUGGAAAGGAAGGCUUUGGCCAGGGUGUGAGGGUGCAGGUCCUCACCAGCUCCUGUUUGGUCUGUUUCAGGAACAAAUGUGGUAUCUGGGGCUGGCGGUCUGAGAAGAUGGAAACUGUUAGCGGCUACGAGGCCAAGGCAGGAGAGGCUAGUGGUGGGGGGCUGGGGGUAGGAGAUGAGGCCCAGGAACUCAGCUCCUCUCCACAUCCAUCCCAGAGUAGCCCUUGGGCUCUGGACACCCUGAGCAUUUGUGGGAAUUCAGCGGGCCCGAGUGCCCAUCCCCUGCGGAGUACAUAGGGCUCACCCACAUCACGGGCCCCUACCCAGGGUACCGAGAUGAAAUGAGGAGCGUGUUCCUCUUGACCCUGGGGCUGCAUCUCCUCGUUGGUGACUUCCCAGGGUUCAGACCCUGCCACCUCCUCUAUUUUGGGGAGCAAGAUCUCAUCUGUCUCUGGGACAGGAGGACUUGGGUUCUGCACUGGUGAGGCUGAGUGUGGGGAGCAGGCUCUGAGCCCCCAGCUCCCCGUGUCCCCUGCUCCCCAGGUGUACAGUGCCACCAACGUGGAGCUGGUGACACGCACACGCACGGAGCACCUCUCUGAUCAAGACAAGUCGAGGAGCAAAGGUAAACCCAGGGGGGAAGACUCCGUUCCAGUCCUUCCUGGGGAUGGCCCAGCAGCACUCCUCCCACACCGGGGCCCCUGUGCAGCAGGCAGCCAGCCCCACCAACCCCACAGCCAUCUCCCCUGAGGAGUACUUCGACCCCAGCUUCAGCCUGGAGUCACGGAACAUUGGCCGCCCCAUCGAAAUGUCCAGCAAAGUACAGAGGUUCAAGGCCACACUGUGGCUGAGUGAAGAGCACCCGCUCUCCCUGGGUGACCAGGUGACACCCAUCAUUGACCUAAUGGCCAUCAGCAAUGCUCACUUUGCCAAGCUGCGCGACUUCAUCACCCUGCGCCUUCCACCUGGCUUCCCCGUCAAGAUUGAGAUUCCCCUUUUCCACGUGCUCAACGCCCGCAUCACCUUCAGCAACCUGUGUGGCUGUGACGAACCCCUGAGCUCCGUGUGGGUGCCGGCCCCCAGCUCUGCUGUCGCCGCGUCAGGGAACCCUUUCCCGUGCGAGGUGGACCCCGCUGUGUUUGAGGUGCCCGAGGGGUACAGUGUGCUGGGCACGGAGCGCAGCGAGCCCCUCCGAGAUGAGGACGAUGACCUCCUGCAGUUCGCCAUCCAGCAGAGCCUGCUUGAAGCGGGCACCGAGGCGGAGCAGGUGACCGUCUGGGAGGCCCUGACCAACACCCGGCCUGGUGCCCGCCCUCCUCCCCAGGCCACGGUUUAUGAGGAACAGCUUCAGCUGGAGCGGGCCCUCCAGGAAAGCCUGCGGCUGUCCACAGAGCCCAGGGGCCCAGGAUCCCCUCCCAGGACACCCCCAGCCCCCGGCCCACCCAGCUUUGAAGAGCAACUUCGCCUGGCCCUGGAGUUGUCUUCACGGGAGCAGGAGGAGCGGGAGCGGCGCGGGCAGCAGGAGGAGGAAGACUUACAGCGGAUCCUGCGGCUGUCACUCACCGAGCACUGAGCCACAGCCCCGGGAGGGCUGGCCAGGCCACUCCCUGCCUGCUUUUGUAAUUUAUUUAUUUAUAAACUCUGCUGCUGGGCUUGGGGCCUGGAGCCCCAGGGAUGGGCGGGCAGGGGAGACAGAUGGAAAUAAAGAGACUGUCGCAGCA